GUCGGCCGGUAGUCCGCGGUCACACUGUCCAUUGUUCAAGACGCAAAAUUUUCCGCGAAUUGGAAAUAUAAAUAUAUUAUUCACAAUACAGCUUAGAGGGAAUGUCCAAACGUAAAGCCGAGGAUACAAACAUCGAAAUGGCAUCAGGUCAAGAGAAAAUCAGCCCCAAGAACAAUUUUAACAUUGGCCUGGCAGAGCCACUGAAAGAUUAUCAGAAGCUGAUCGAAACGAAGGUGCAAGUUGAUGAAAUUGUCGACGAUGAAGUCAUCAAGAAUAAUUUCGAAGGCAUUGCAGCGGCGGCGCGUGGCGUCAUUUGGCAGCUGCUAUUUACCGGAGCUGAUGGCGACGGCGGCGUCAUCUCUGAGUCACAGCAGAAGGCUUCCGAACUGCUAGAGGAAUACAAAGGUGAUGCCACAUUCUAUGAUCCAUGGGAGUACAACAAAUGGAUUAUCACGCUGCGGGACGAAGUGCUGAAGAAGGAACUCCUUGAUUUUUGGCGAAACACAAUCGUGAAGAAGCAGCUUGGACCGUGCUGGUCGCGCGACUGUGAUCUGUUUGACAGUGACGAUACGCCUCCAGUGGAGUUUUACGCCCACGCUGGAUGCACGGCUCCGUUUGCCGCCAGUCUCAAGGUGCGAGCAGCCAACAAUGAGCUGCGGGCAUCAGAAGCCUCCGAUGCAGAGUCAUCCAGGGAAGCACCCGAGGGGGAGGAGAGAUCUGCAGAGCGCAGUGCCGAUGAUGAGGCAGCCUUCACGGGUGUAUUCGAUGCUGUUAUAACCCGGGAUCAGCCGCUCAGCGAAUACCGCGACCUCAUGACGCGCUUUGUGCUGACCGAUGUCAUUGUACCCGAUGAAAUUCAGCAGGCCAGCGUCAAGAAGAUCGCCAAAGCCGCCCAGGAUGUCAUCUGGCAGAUUCUGUUCGAGGGCAAGCCCUCGCAAGAGGAUCAAGACAAGGCGGCCGAUCUGCUGCAGGAGUAUAAAACCGAUUCCGGCUUCUAUGGCCCCUGGGACUACAACGAGUGGAUUGUUAAGCUGCGCGAUGAGGUCCUGGCCAAACAGCUGCUCGACUUUUGGCGAGAGAAGAUCGUCAAGCUGGAGCUGGGUCCCUGCUGGUCCCGCGACUCGGAUUUCUUUGAAAACGAUGAUGAUGUACCCCUGGAGUUCUACAACAAAGCUGGCUGCAAGGCGCCCUUCAAUCCACCAGCCGAUACCUAGAUGGACAGGAGCUCCUCCAUUGAAGCCCCCACCACGUUGUUGCCUGCAGCUUUUCAUACAUUUUGUGGUUUAUGGUUUCGUUAGUCUGUGGCGCACGAAUAAUUUUGGCAACUAAUUAAAUUAAAUACAUUUGAUUAUUUAAAAUAUUUAUUAUGAGAUGCGUUGCGCGUUGAAAAUCUCAUUUAAAUGUGAAAAUAAGUUUAAAGUCGUAUGCAAAAAGUGUUUCGAAAAUUCCUCGAAUAUAAAAAGUGUCCUUCAUAUUUAUUUAAAGAAGA
Drosophila pseudoobscura is the source of this 1489-nucleotide messenger RNA. It is a transcript of the gene EndoGI, whose product is annotated as Endonuclease G inhibitor. Bases 102 to 1214 code for a protein of 370 amino acids. The transcript has 2 exons. The record is from RefSeq and is a predicted model, not a curated record. NCBI's taxonomy places the organism in Eukaryota, Metazoa, Arthropoda, Insecta, Diptera, Drosophilidae.